CUAUAAAUGCUGCCUGUCUGCUGUGUACGAGCUAUUAGAGAAGUGACACAGCUGCCUUACAGAAGUCAAUUCAACCUGUGGAAUACUCCAUUGGAUCUGAAACUUACAACAGCUUUUGCAUCUCGUAGAGACUAACAGAGUCAAAAUGAAAUUCAUCCUGCGCUCCUUUCUAUGCGGCUGCCUGCUGGCCACAGUAGCGCACUGUGUAGAGCUCGAUCCUGAGCUCAAAAAGAGGCUAAACACAUGGCUGGGGAGCCGGCUCAGACGGGAUCUUUACACUCUGUCUACAGAGCAGAAACUGGUCAGACCUGAGGACUUCAGGGACUCACUGACACACUCCAGCUCCCACACUAAUGUCCGCACCAAGAGGUCCAACCAGCCGAGGAGACAGGGCUGCUCCCUUGGCACCUGCACAGUGCAUGACCUGGCACAUCGCCUGCACCAGCUCAACAACAAGCUGAAGAUCGGCAGCGCCCCCGUGGCCAAGAUCAGCCCCCAGGGGUACGGCCGCAGACGGCGCUCCGUCCCAGAGCACAGGCUCAGUCUCAGGCUGGACCAGGGCAGGCUCAGGCCCAUGUGGAGCCAAAGAGACUCUCAGCUCCACAAGCUAGAGGCACUCCUCAGACGGACAUGAGCAGCACUUUGAAAGAGGAGAUAGAACAGAAAAGGAGAAGAGGACACAUGGUGUCCUCUGCUCUGCUUAAAGACUUUUCAGAUGCCUCUGACUCGCUCCAAGUUUUGUCCAGUACAUUGUUCCAGAGGAUGGAGAGUCAGAGCUCGGCCGGCUGCAGCUCACUGAUGUGGAAUGGCCUGCAGCUGGCUCAUAGACACUGGAUAGCACUGAGUAAAGUCAUGGUGCUGCUCUCCACUUGUGACAGGCCAAGUGGACACAAGUUAAAA
Boleophthalmus pectinirostris (great blue-spotted mudskipper) is the source of this 900-nucleotide messenger RNA. RefSeq names its product adrenomedullin a (gene adma). The coding region runs from base 146 to 634 and encodes 162 amino acids. Gene Ontology annotation, molecular function: hormone activity; adrenomedullin receptor binding. Gene Ontology annotation, biological process: regulation of systemic arterial blood pressure; adrenomedullin receptor signaling pathway; adenylate cyclase-activating G protein-coupled receptor signaling pathway. The transcript has 4 exons. Gene Ontology annotation, cellular component: extracellular region. The record is from RefSeq and is a predicted model, not a curated record. Lineage: Eukaryota; Metazoa; Chordata; Actinopteri; Gobiiformes; Gobiidae.